CUAGGAAACCGGAGCGAUUCGCUUACAACAUAUUCGAUGAGAUGCGGAAACACUGAAUCCUCAUUGUGAGCAAAUACACAUUCGGACCCCAGGAAUUGCAGAAGCUUUUCACUGGAAUUUUAGCGGGGGAGAUCAACAUGGAAAGCAGCAGCAAUGGAGACAAGCAAGCGCCCACUGUUUUCCUGGAUCGAGCUUCUCGAGCAACCAGAGGGAAACGGAUGACCAAAUUGCUAGACGAGGAGAUAGAAGAGGAUGAGACGUUUUGGAAUCAAGAUGCUCUUAAAGAUGAGGAGAAUGAUCAAGAGUAUGAAGAAGAAGCAGAAGUUGCCGAUGUUUUUGAUAGUGAUUUUGAAGAAGAUGAACCUGAGGCAGAUGAAGAAGGCGAGAAUGAACCAGAUGACAGGAAGCAGACAAAAAAGCGAUUAAUAUUUCCGGGAAAACCUCCGGGAAACAAGAAAAAGAAAAAGAAAGUACUUUCUAAGUUAGAGACUGCUUCUGAAGAGAAAAAAACUCCAGAGCAAUCCACACCUUCUGAACAUCAUGAUGCACCUGAUGAUGUUGAAGAGGAGAGAAUAAUUAGAAAAUCAACAAGAACUUCUGUCAUUGUAAGACAAGCUGAAAGGGAUGCAAUACGUGCAGCAUUGCAGGCAACUAUGAAGCCAAUAAAAAGGAAAAAGGAAGGUGAAGAGAAAAAAAUGAGUCAAGAAGAGAUGCUUUUGGAGGCAGCUCAGACAGAGAUCAUGAACUUGAGGAACUUGGAAAAGGUUUUAGCAAGAGAAGAAGAAGUGAAGAAAAAAGCCAUUGUUCAUAAAGCAGUCUACAGUGGCCCUCAGAUAAGAUAUCUUUCAAAAGAUGGUUGUUCAUACCUUGAAUUUAGUAAUGGUGCAUCAUUUGAGUCAGAGAUAUCAACAACAUCCACUCCAUACCCACAGAAGCCGGUGUGUGCAGUUACUGGACUCCCUGCAAAGUAUCGUGACCCAAAGACUGGCCUACCUUAUGCAACAAAAGAGGCAUUCAAGAUCAUCCGUGAAGGGUAUUCAAUUGAAAAGAACAGCCUUGUUCAGAAAAAGGGCAUCAUCGAUGUUCUAUCGAAUGCCAUAUCUGGAUCAGGAUUUUCUAUAAGACGGAAGAGAUCAAAACCUCCAUACAACAGCAGAGAAAUGUCAGAUUCCCGGGUUUUUGCCCGGUUUCGCAGGAUCCCCAUCUAUGAAAUCCAGGACUCUGAAUAGCUCUGCCGUGUAAAAGACUCAAAAUUAUGAAUGUAGAUUGCACAAACAUGAAAAUGAAAUGACCAAGUAAUGUCUCCGAAACUAGAUUCUGGAUGUAAUCUAUACAUACUUUUAAUUCAAAAAAGCUUACUAAUUUAUACUAGGUUGUUUCUAGACAAGUGAGUAGACCCACUAGACCCUGAAACUUUAUAUAAGCAAUACCAAAAUUAUGUUCUUUAUGGGCGACAAAAGAAACCCGCAGUUUCUGUGUGACGGGCUCAAUUAAAAAGGUGUUAGCAAGAAUUAAA
Messenger RNA from Ipomoea nil (Japanese morning glory), 1516 nucleotides. Its product is annotated as SWR1 complex subunit 2. Gene Ontology annotation, cellular component: nucleus. Gene Ontology annotation, molecular function: ATP-dependent H2AZ histone chaperone activity. The record is from RefSeq and is a predicted model, not a curated record. Gene Ontology annotation, biological process: regulation of DNA-templated transcription; chromatin remodeling. The transcript is spliced from 11 exons. Bases 138 to 1229 code for a protein of 363 amino acids. Lineage: Eukaryota; Viridiplantae; Streptophyta; Magnoliopsida; Solanales; Convolvulaceae.